This is a messenger RNA of Dermatophagoides pteronyssinus (European house dust mite), 1688 nucleotides long. RefSeq names its product LIM domain-containing protein jub (gene jub). Gene Ontology annotation, molecular function: transcription corepressor activity. Gene Ontology annotation, cellular component: nucleus; P-body; adherens junction. Lineage: Eukaryota; Metazoa; Arthropoda; Arachnida; Sarcoptiformes; Pyroglyphidae. The record is from RefSeq and is a predicted model, not a curated record. Gene Ontology annotation, biological process: response to hypoxia; cytoskeleton organization; negative regulation of hippo signaling.
UUGUCUUUCAUGAAAUCUUCAUCUUAGCAUAAUACAAUAACCAAGCUGCGCCAUCAUCAGGUUGUUGCCAGCCAAUAUUGUUGUGAUUUUUUUUUUCUGUUUAGCCAAAAUAAAUCAAAACAGAUCUCUCUUUUGGAAAUUUGAAUUAUUUUUUUUUGUUUUGUGAUUCGAAUGUCUUUCUUCCUCUCCAUCUAAUGACAAUUAACAGGUCUAUUUAAUUAAUCGUGAUUUUCCUUCCCUAAACAAAACAAAAAAAACAAUGGAUGAUAUCAACAAUAUUCUACGUGAUUUAUCACUUUUUGAGCCAUCAAAUUCAUCAAAUAAUAUUGGUGGUCAAAAAUCAUCUCGAACAACAUCUACAACAAAAAGUGCCAAACCAUGUCGACCACCACCACCACCACCAAUAAUACAUAAUACAUCAUCAUCAUCAUCAUCCAAUUCGGUUGGUACAUUUAAAAAAGCAGCCAUUCCGUUGCCUAACGUUGAUCACCAUUCUUCAUCAAUGUCAUCAAUAAACAAAAACAAUGGAAUUAAUAAUGGAAAAAUUCAUGAUUUUUUACCAUCAACCAAUAAUAAUAAUACAACAACAUUAGCAACAGCUGUUCGUGCAACAGUUGAAACAAAAAAAUCAUCAUUUACAUCAAAUACAUCAUCAUCAACAAUGAAUCCUAUCUAUAAUUCAUCAUCAUCAUCAUCAUCAAAUAAUGGUAAAAUGAUUCAACAACAACAACCGACAACAACAACAACAAAUGCUCAAUAUUAUAAUACUUCAAAUAUAGCGACUACUACGAAUGGUAAAUCGAAUGGAAAUCAUCAUGAAUCAUCACCAUCAUUAUCAUUAUCAUCAUCAUCAUCAUCUGUAUCGACAAAUCAAUCGAAUCAAAUAAAUCGUAUUGGAACAAAUUUAAUACAAUUAAAUUAUGAUAUAACACCACCAAAAUCGAUUGGUAUGUGUGAAGCUGAAAAAAAAGUUGAAGCAAUGACUAAAGAUAUUGAACAAGAACUGGAAGAAAAAGAUCCUAUUGGUGAUUAUUUUGGUAUUUGUUGUAAUUGUGGUGAAAAAGUUUUAGGUGUUAUUGAUGCAUGUCAAGCAAUGGGUAAUUUAUAUCAUACAAAUUGUUUUACUUGUUGUUCAUGUGGUCGACCAUUAAGAGGGAAAGCAUUCUAUAAUGUUCUUGGUAAAGUUUAUUGUGAAGAAGAUUAUCUUUAUUGUGGAUUUCAACAGACAGCCGAUCGUUGUGCUAUUUGUGGUCAUUUAAUUAUGGAAACAAUUUUACAUGCAAUGGGAAAAUCAUAUCAUCCUGGUUGUUUUCGUUGUCAACAAUGUAAUGAAUGUUUAGAUGGUGUACCAUUUACUGUUGAUGUACAUAAUCGUAUAUUUUGUGUUUCGGAUUAUCAUAAAUUAUAUGCACCAAAAUGUGCUGUUUGUAAUACACCAAUAGUACCAUUAGAAGGUUCAGAAGAAACUGUACGUGUUGUUUCAAUGGAUAAAGAUUAUCAUAUUGAUUGUUAUAUUUGUGAAGAUUGUAAUUUUCAAUUAACUGAUGGUACUUGUUAUCCAUUGAAUGGACAUUUAUUAUGUAAAAAAUGUCAUAUUAUUCGAUUACAAUGAAUGAAUGGAUUUUCAUUUUUUUGCCAGCAUAAUCAUCAUCAUGAUGAAAAUGAUAUUAAUUUCUUUUUGGAUAUAA